Erythranthe guttata (spotted monkey flower) is the source of this 2407-nucleotide messenger RNA. RefSeq names its product Pentatricopeptide repeat (PPR) superfamily protein. Lineage: Eukaryota; Viridiplantae; Streptophyta; Magnoliopsida; Lamiales; Phrymaceae. Gene Ontology annotation, biological process: RNA modification. Gene Ontology annotation, molecular function: RNA binding; zinc ion binding; protein binding. The record is from RefSeq and is a predicted model, not a curated record.
AUCUAAAUAAUGAUUUAAAAUAGUAUUUAAAAAUUUUGCAAUUGACUACACUAAAAAAAGAAAUUGCAAAUAUUUCCCUCCAUUUCUUUCAUCAAACACCUUCCAUCCAUGGCCCAUCCUCUUCCCUCGACACCCCUCGCACUCCACUCCGCCGCCGCCGCCGCCGCCGUCGCAACACCCCUCCUCCGCCACCAACCCAACUUCACCCACCGCAUCUCCACCGCCACCUCUCUCCCCCACCUGAAACAAAUCCACGCACACCUCCUAAGAAAUUCCCACCAUUCCAACCAGCAGCAGCACUUCUUCCACCUUGUUCUCUCUUCUCUCUCCUUCCCCUCAUACGCCCUCUCUCUCCUCUCUUUCAUCCCCACCGACGUCCCACCGCCGCAGCAAUUCUCCAACAAUCUCCUCAAACACCUCUCCCGCUCAAACAAUCCCCACAACACGCUCUUCUUUUUCCAAGCAAUCCAGGAGAAAGCUUUCCCCAUUGACAGAUUCUGCUUCCCGCCAUUACUGAAAGCGGCUUCGAAAGCUCGGGCACUUACUGAAGGCAAAGUACUUCAUGGGUUGGCGGCAAAACAUGGGUUCGACUCCGACCCUUAUGUGGAAACUGCUUUGGUGGGAAUGUACGCUGCCUGUGGGCUGAUCUCGGACGCCCGCCUACUGUUUGAUAAAAUGUCGCAUAGAGAUGUCGUCACUUGGAAUAUCAUGAUAGAUGGUUAUUGCCAAAGCCGACUUUUCGAUAGUGUCUUGGACCUGCUGGAAGAGAUGAAGAGCUCUGACGCAAAACCAGACGGAAGAAUCUUCACUACUAUUCUUUCUUCGUGCGCCCGAGUUGGGAAAUUGGAUAUUGGAAAAAUAGUGCAUGGAUUCAUACAAGAGAAUAAAAUUGUGAUCGACUCUCAUUUGCAGAGUGCACUUCUAAACAUGUAUGCGAGUUCUGGCGCAAUGGACGUGGCACAAAGUUUGUUUGACGAGUUGAAGACAAAGAAUGUUGUGGCCUCAACUGCCAUGAUUUCCGGGCAUUCAAAAGCGGGCAAUGUUGAAGCCGCCCGGUUAGUGUUUGAUGAAAUGUCUCACAGAGACUUGGUGUGUUGGAGCGCAAUGAUUUCUGCUUAUGCAGAUAGUGAUAAGCCUCAAGAAGCUCUUAACAUAUUUCACGACAUGCAGAAACAUGGACUUAAACCGGACCAAAUUACCAUGUUGAGUGUUAUCUCGGCUUGUGCUCGCCUUGGUGCAUUGGACCAAGCCAAACAAAUCCAUCAGUUCGUGGACCAUAAAGGGUUCGGAAAUUUUCUGCCUAUAAGCAACGCCCUGAUUGAUAUGUACGCCAAGUGUGGCAGCCUGGAGAAAGCAAGAGAAGUUUUCGGUCGGAUUCAUAGGAAAAAUGUCAUAUCUUGGACAAGCAUGGUCAGUGCUUUUGCUGUCCACGGUGAUGCGGAUAAUGCAUUGAAAUAUUUCCAACGGAUGAAAUUCGAAAACGUGGAGCCUAAUUGGGUUACAUUCGUGGGUGUUCUCUAUGCUUGUAGUCAUGCUGGAUUAGUCGAAGAGGGUAAAAGAGCAUUCGAGUCAAUGGUGGAUCGAUAUAGAAUCACACCUAGGCUAGAACACUAUGGGUGCAUGGUGGACCUCUAUGGAAGAGCCAAUCGACUUGCAGAUGCUCUCGAGCUUGUGGAGACUAUGCCAAUGGCACCAAAUGUUGUCAUUUGGGGUUCAUUAAUGGCUGCAUGCCGAAUUCAUGGAGAGUUUGAAUUGGGAGAAUAUGCCGCCAAGAGUGUUCUUGGGAUAGACCCAGAUCACGAUGGGGCCCACGUAUUUUUAUCGAACUUAUACGCGAAAGAGAAAAGGUGGGAGAAUGUUGGAGAAGUGAGACGGUUUAUGAAGCAUAAAGGGAUAUUAAAGGAGCGAGGGUGCAGUAUGAUUGAGAUGGAUAAUGAGAUACACGAGUUUUUGACAGCGGAUAGUAGCCAUAAACGAAGAGAUGAAAUUUACGCAAAGUUGGACGAGGUGGUUGUUGAGUUGAGACGGGCGGGGUAUGAGCCAAAUACGAGCGGUGUUUUGGUGGAUUUGGAUGAAGUUGAAAAGAGAGAGGCGGUGCUUUGGCACAGCGAGAAGUUAGCUUUGUGUUACGGGUUGAUAAGUAAGGAGAGACAAUCGUGCAUUCGUAUAAUCAAGAAUCUUAGGAUCUGUGAAGACUGCCACAACUUCAUGAAAUUGGCAUCAAAAGUGUUCGAUAGGGAAAUUGUUGUGAGGGAUAGAAGUAGGUUUCAUCAUUGCAGAGAAGGUGUUUGUUCUUGCAAGGAUUAUUGGUGAGAGGAUCAAAUUGAUUGUCUUCGACAACAUUCAGGUUCGUAUAGUAAAUAUAUGUUCUCCGUUUCUUUUUUCAUUUCGGAAUUUUUUUUUUUGC